Punica granatum (pomegranate) is the source of this 2226-nucleotide messenger RNA. NCBI's taxonomy places the organism in Eukaryota, Viridiplantae, Streptophyta, Magnoliopsida, Myrtales, Lythraceae. The record is from RefSeq and is a predicted model, not a curated record.
UUGGAGAUUCCCUCUCUCUUCUCUUCUCUCUCUCUCUCUCUCUCUCUCGCUCUCUCUCUCUACUUUCUCUCUCUUCUGAAACUGAAACCGAAACUGAGAUCGAAAGACUUCCCUUUGUUCAAGCGAAGAAUCUGAACUCAAAAGUGGAGAAGAGAACCCCAACGCCAUCAUCUCUCCUACGAAGAUUCCUCUCUCUCUGUCUCCCUCUUUUAACGAUGCUCAAUUCUCAGCUCUUCUUUCCCUCCGAUCCAUUGCCCUCCCUCCCUUUCUCUUCUGUCCUUUCUCCUUUCCCACCUCCCCUUUUCGCGCCGGUCAUCGGCUUCUAUAGAGUGGUUUUGCUGUUCAGCUCAUGGCUCCUCCUCCUCCUCCGCCGCCGACCAUCAAUCAUCUGGCGCAGCCCUGUAUCUAUGGGAAUUUCGUUUCUUCAGAGAGAAAAUCCCGUUUUAUGAAGUGGCUGAGUAAACUCUUUAAGGGUGGAUCCAGUCGAGGGGGGGGAGCACGCUAUCCUCAAUUUCUUGGUGAUGAGAACACGGUCUGGUGUGCUCCUUCUAGAGCAGUGGAUGAUUGUCCUAGGACUGACAAGGAAAAGGAGGAACUCGAUCAUGCAAUUGCUCUUUCUUUGGCUGAAGAUUUAAGGAGACAAAAUGGAUUCCGACGGCGAGCAGACAAUGAUGAAGAUGCAGCUAAGGCACUACAGGAUAACGUAAAUUUACCUUCAUGUCCUCCAUAUGCCCCUGCCAGUCAUGAUAGUUCAAAUUUACCAUCAUAUCCUCCAUAUGCCCCUGCCAGUCAUGAUAGUUCAAAUUUACCUUCGUAUCCACCAUAUGUUCCUGCCCAGCAUUAUCCCAGAGUGGGAUACAGAUUAUGUGGAGGGUGCCACCGAGAUAUCGGCUACGGCAACUAUUUGGGGUGCUUGGGAACUUUCUUUCAUCCUGAGUGCUUCUGCUGUCGUGCUUGUGGAUACCCGAUAACUGAACAUGAGUUUUCGUUGUCAGGAAGGGAUCCAUACCACAAGACUUGUUUCAAGGAGUUCACGCACCCAAAAUGUGAAGUUUGCCAUCAAUUUAUCCCAACUAAUGGAGCCGGUCUGAUUGAGUACAGAUGCCACCCCUUUUGGUCUCAAAAGUAUUGUCCAUCACACGAGCAUGAUAACACGGCUCGUUGUUGCAGUUGUGAGCGUCUAGAGUCGUGGAAAGUAAGAUACAUCUCUCUUGGAGAUGGACGGAGUCUAUGCUUGGAGUGUAUGGAAUCCUCUAUAAUGGACACGGGUGAUUGUCAACCUCUCUACCAUGCAAUCAGAGACUACUACGAGGGAAUGAAUAUGAAGCUGGAUCAGCAAAUUCCCAUGCUUCUUGUUGAACGACAAGCGCUUAAUGAAGCUAUUGUUGGGGAAAAAAACGGCAACCAUCACAUGCCUGAGACCAGAGGUUUAUGUCUUUCUGAGGAGCAGACUGUCACCAGUAUCCUUAAACGGCCACGGCUUGGAGGCCACAAGCUUGUUGGAAUGAGAACACAUCCCCACAAGUUGACCCGGAGAUGUGAAGUCACAGCCAUUCUGGUUCUCUAUGGUCUUCCAAGAUUGCUCACAGGCGCUAUUCUUGCCCAUGAGCUAAUGCACGGAUGGUUACGUCUAAAAGGGUACCGGAAUCUAAGUCCCGAAGUUGAAGAAGGAAUCUGUCAGGUGCUCUCGUACCUGUGGCUUGAGUCUGAAGUGGUGCCAGGGCACAGGAGCACCCCUUCUACUUCCACAGCCUCAUCUUCUUCAUCGUAUACAUCAUCUUCGAAGAAGGGUGGGAAGUCUGAUGUGGAGAAGAAGCUCGGGGAGUUCUUCAUGCAUCAGAUCGCUCACGAUGCUUCACCUGCGUAUGGGAAAGGCUUCCGGGAUGCUAAUGCCGCGGUAAACAAGUAUGGUCUCAGAUGCACCCUCGAUCACAUUCGCUUGACCGGGAACUUCCCCCUGUGAAGAUGGGGAAGAUUAUACAAAGCGUAAACGGUAAGUCCCCUGGUGCCUCGUCAAUCCUGUCCUUGACAUAUUGAUUCAUCAUUGUGUUACCGUUGUGCUUACCUCGGGCUCCCGUAAUUUUAAUGGGGUUGUUGGAGUAUACAUUGUCUCAUGAAACGAUUCCUGUAUUUGUGAUAAUAACGAUUAUUGUUAUACCGAAAUCAUGCGCAACACUCGUUACCUGUCAUCUUUGGAUAUAUUAAUGGCAAAAUUUCUUCAUAAUU